GACAUUAAUGACAUUUAGCAUGAUAUCAUUCACGGCUUAUAGGUUUUAUCGUCAUUAAUUUUUGUAAUGAGAAGGUGAAAAUCCCUGUAUUACGGCUAAUAAAUUAAUAAAUACCUUAAACGAAUAUACUCAUAUUAUUCCAGUAUAUAUAGACUAAUAUGGAGGCAUACGAUGUAAUCGUUAACCAACCUGUUGUGAUAGAUAAUGGAACUGGUGUUAUUAAAGCGGGAUUCGCCGGCGGACAAAUCCCAAAAUGCAGAUUUCCCAACUAUGUGGGAAGACCUAAACAUACAAGAGUAAUGGCAGGAGCUUUAGAAGGAGACUUGUUUAUUGGACCUAAAGCUGAAGAACACAGAGGAUUGCUAUCGAUUAAGUACCCUAUGGAACAUGGUAUAGUUACAGAUUGGAAUGAUAUGGAAAAAAUUUGGAGUUAUAUUUACAGUAAAGACCAACUCUCUACCUUUUCUGAAGAACACCCCGUAUUACUCACAGAAGCUCCUUUAAAUCCUAGGCCAAAUAGAGAAAAGGCAGCUGAAAUUAUGUUUGAAACUUUUAAUGUACCUGCUCUGUUUAUUUCCAUGCAAGCAGUACUUAGUUUAUAUUCUACUGGUAGAACUACUGGUGUAGUACUAGAUUCAGGGGAUGGAGUAACUCAUUCUGUGCCUAUAUAUGAAGGAUUUGCACUUCCUCAUAGUAUUAUGAGAUCAGAUAUUGCAGGAAGGGAUGUAUCUAGAUACUUAAGGUUGCUUUUGCGUAAAGAAGGUAUUAUAUUCCGUACAACAGCAGAAUUUGAAUCAGUUAGAACAUUAAAAGAAAAAGCUUGUUACUUAUCGAACAAUCCAAUAAAAGAGGAAUCUGUUGAAACCGAACAAAUCAAUUAUACCCUUCCGGAUGGUUCUGUUAUAAAAGUAGGUCCAGCUAGAUUCAGAGCACCUGAAAUUCUAUUCAAACCUGAUAUGAUUGGUGAAGAAUGCGAAGGAAUACAUGAAGUUUUACUCUUUUCUAUUAAAAAGUCUGAUUUGGAUUUGAGAAAAGUGUUGUUUAAAAAUAUAGUUUUAUCAGGUGGUUCGACAUUAUUCAAAGGAUUUGGUGAUAGACUGCUUUCAGAAAUAAAAAAGAUGUCUCCAAAAGAAACACAAAUCAAGAUAUCUGCUCCUCAAGAAAGGUUGUACUCUACUUGGAUAGGAGGUUCCAUUUUAGCAUCACUAGAUACCUUCAAGAAGAUGUGGGUCUCAAAACGAGAAUUUGACGAGGAAGGACAAAGAGCUAUACACAGAAAAACAUUUUAGUUCUUGAACUCAAGGUUAUUGUGAUUAUAUAACUUCCUAACUUAUUUUCCACUCAAGUUUAUUACUUCAUUAAGCUAUAAAAUUAUAGAUAAAUAAUAAUUUCUAAUUUAUUUAUAUAAGUUUAUUUUUCAUUUUGUGUUGUCUAUGUAGUUUUUUUUAUUAAAUAUGUAUUUAAACUUUUUGCACAAUAAUAUGCAGCUUUAUAGCUUCUUUUUAAAAAAAUAUAUAUAUAUUACAGUUUAAU
Molecule: messenger RNA, 1533 nt
Organism: Diorhabda carinulata
Lineage: Eukaryota; Metazoa; Arthropoda; Insecta; Coleoptera; Chrysomelidae
Gene: Arp1
Product: beta-centractin
Exons: 6
Coding region: 159-1289 (376 amino acids)
Source: RefSeq, a predicted model, not a curated record